Megalopta genalis is the source of this 12280-nucleotide messenger RNA. RefSeq names its product Wnk kinase (gene Wnk). Gene Ontology annotation, molecular function: ATP binding; protein serine/threonine kinase activity. NCBI's taxonomy places the organism in Eukaryota, Metazoa, Arthropoda, Insecta, Hymenoptera, Halictidae. Gene Ontology annotation, biological process: protein phosphorylation. The record is from RefSeq and is a predicted model, not a curated record.
UUAACGCAUAGCACCGCAAGAGCGCGCCUUACUCAGUGAAAAAAAUGGUAGUUAUUUGGGUGUAGUCGGGCGAUUUUCUGCAACACAAAUGUGAGUACCGGCUGACUAAGGAAUUACGAGUGCUGUUUGUCAGUGCGUCGCAAAGCUAAUAUGACCGGGUCUAUAUCGGAGGUAAUGGAACUCUCGAUAACUGAGCGAGUAUCAUACAUAUUUGCACGAGACCGCGACACUAUAAUCGUUCAACUUCUUUGGUAUUAAAUAUUUAUUGAGUAUUCGAGGUAGCAAAAUAUAUACACCAAACAAAAAGGAAAAAAUCUGUGAUGAACAUAAGAAUCGUAAAUUCUGUACACUAUAAAUACAUUCAGUAUUUUAUAGUUUGAGAAAUAAUUUUAACUAAACAAAAAAGAAAGGAAGGAAAGAAACUAUGAACUGUUUUCAUGAAAAGUAAUACAAUAGUAAAAGUUUCCAUAAAAUUUCUAUACCAAUUGAAUUGAUAAAGGGGGAAGAAAGAUAUUUAGUAAGUGAAAAGAAAUUUUAUAAAGUGAACUCUUUCAUAAGUUGGUUAUGUGCAAUGCCGAGAUGCUGCAAUGAAAACAAGGCAGUGAGUUCGGUGAGCACCAGUCAGAAGCACAAUACAGAGGAUAUUUUGUUAACGCAAACUCGUCCUUUUUCAAUUGGAAAUCAAUUAGAAUUAGAUGACGAUCCACCGAUUGUUGAAAAAUCCCAUAGAAGAGUACGGUGUGAUUUAAGUCCAGUUCCAACAAAUACAAGUACUAAUUUGAGUAUAAAACUUUUAAGUAUUAAGGGGGAGAGAAACAGUCGUCAAGAUCAUCAGGUGAGCACUGGGUCUGGUGGGUACAGAGAAAAGGAAAAAGAAGCUAAAAAGAGAGCAGCUAUAGGCAACACAGUGCGUGGGUUCCUCUCAUCUGGCCACAGCAAGCAGGACAGGUAUGAGACAAAUAGGCAACGAUCUCCAGGCGGAAGUGGCCUGUCAAGUUUGUGUCCAAAGCUGGUGGCCAGUGGAGGUGGAAAUAACCAAGGUGGCAUUAGUUUGGCAGUGGGCCACUUAGCCUCCCAGGAAGGUGGAGGCCCAUGUUCAGUUGUUACCACUCAAAGAAUCCAUAAUCAUACACAUAAUCAUAAACGCCAAAGAAAAUUGUCUAUUGUUCCACAAGCUGGUACUAGUGCUCAUAAUUCUGGUGAUCGGAAGGCAUCAAGUAUAAGUCGUUCCUCUACAACAAUUUGCAAGAAACAAAUACGAACACAGAGGAGUGACCAUAAUACGGAUUCAUUGUCUAUAACAACUAACGGAGUUGCGAGUAAUUCACCUUCUUCUAAAAAGAGAGUUUUAUCUACUCUACGCAUCUCGGAAAAAUCAUCCCCUCGGAAUCUCAAUUCACCAUCUUUAGACAAUGAAAAUGAGCGCAGUUUCAGCGACGCAGAGGAAGCUAUCACUGCGACAGAAAAUGUGUUCAAUGUUCCAGGAUCUAGUUCCACGCCUUCAACACCAAUUAGUCGAGUGAAAUCGAAAAAAUCGGACGAAGAUGAGACGAGUAUGGAAUGUAGCAUCAGUGAAGAAGGUGUUGAAUCGUCGCGGAACACAGCAGACAAGAAACUAUCAUUAGAUACUAGCGAGUCAAAAGUAACAACCCCAGAAUGUUCUGAAUCUUCUAAAAUUCCAAACGUUGUGAGAAAAAUAUCGGCAAAUAGCAUUGAUGAGGAAACAAUUAUACAAAAUAAACAAAAAGUAUUCUCUACAUCUUCCAUGAGCACACGAUGCAAUAAUAAUGAGGGCAGAACCGCCAAAUCUAAAAGUAAGUAUUUCACAGAAAUUCAGAAAAGUAGUAAGAAUUCGACUAAGAUAAACAUAGGGAAAAGUAUAGAUUCGUUCAUGAAAAUCUCCAUAAAUUCAACAGGUAAUAGUAAAAGUAAUGAAGAGGUGAAACGGAAAACGUCCACCGACUCGUCCAAGUCUACCAAUAUGGCAGAAAAAGAAGGUUUGACUAAAGAUUCAGAAGAGGAUGUUGUCGAGGAUAAGGAGAAGGUGGUGAAAAGUUCAAGAUUUGUGACGUCGAAGGUGUCUGAAGAGAUAAUAGACACCGAGGGAAAGGAUAUGGAAACGCAACGGGAAGAAGAAGAGGGAGAAGUGACAAUAUAUGACGAAGAUGACAAUGGCACCAGUAUCAGUGAUAUUGUUGCUGCACAAGCGCUUCAUGAAUCUCUGAGUAAAUUAGGGAAAGUUCCACCUUUGGAUACUGACAUGGAGGAUGUUAAGGACAUGAAUAUCGAGGAUGAGAUCAAGACGGAGAAAGAUUCCCAGAAAGACGUCGUGCAGGAAGAAGCGGUGGAAGGUUUUAUCGGUCCUUUGCUGGACGAAAAUUUUAAAGCGGACGAGAAAUUAUCACAGAAAACUAUGGCCAUGGAGGAAGUUCGAAAUUUAUUGAUGAAAGUGAAAGUUCAAAAUGUAGAAGACGAUGACGAUGAAGAGAAAGCUAUAGGUAUAUCACCGGAUGGUAGAUUCUUGAAAUUCGAAGAGGAAAUCGGUAGGGGCAGCUUUAAGACUGUAUAUAGAGGUUUGGAUACUCAAACUGGUGUGGCUGUUGCCUGGUGCGAAUUACAGGAAAAAAAGUUAAACAAGACAGAAAGACUGAGGUUUAGGGAGGAAGCAGAAAUGUUGAAAGGAUUGCAACAUCCAAAUAUUGUUAGAUUUUAUGAUUAUUGGGAAGUUACACUUACGCGUAGGAAAUACAUUGUACUAGUCACUGAACUUAUGACUUCAGGAACAUUGAAGACAUACCUAAGACGUUUUAAAAAAAUUAAUCCGAAGGUAGUGAAGUCUUGGUGUCGGCAAAUUUUAAAAGGCCUUAGCUUUUUACAUUCGAGAUCACCGCCAAUUAUUCAUCGCGAUCUGAAGUGCGACAAUAUUUUUAUUACUGGUACAACGGGGAGUGUAAAAAUUGGCGACUUGGGUCUUGCGACUCUGAAAAAUCGAAGUUUCGCAAAGAGCGUGAUUGGUACACCCGAAUUUAUGGCACCGGAAAUGUAUGAGGAGCAUUAUGACGAGUCUGUCGACGUUUAUGCAUUUGGCAUGUGUAUGCUUGAAAUGGCUACUAGUGAAUAUCCGUACUCUGAGUGUACUGGACCAGCGCAAAUAUAUAAACGCGUAGUAUCGGGAGUAAAGCCUCAGAGCUAUGACAAAGUGGAAAAUCCAGAGGUUCGAGAAAUCAUUGAAAUGUGUAUUCGGCUAAAGAAAGAAGAACGGCCAUUAGUUAAGGAUCUCUUAAAUCAUGAAUUUUUUGCUGACGAUGUUGGGUUAAAAUUGGAAAUGGUUUCGCGAGAUUCAGCAGUAGCAGACGCAGAACUAUCUCGCGUCGAAUUUCGACUCAGAGUACUGGAUCCCAAAAAACGAACCAACAAACAUAAAGAGAAUGAGGCGAUACAAUUCGAUUUCGACAUCCAAGGAGACAACGCAGAGGAAGUAGCCUCUGAGAUGGCUAAAUCCAGUCUGAUACUCGAGGAAGAUGUAAAAGCUGUAACGAAGAUGUUAAAGUCUCAAAUCACUACUUUGUUACGAGAAAGGGAAGAACGUAAAGCCAAAGAAGAGAAAGAGCGAUUAGAUAGAGAAGCUGAUACCACUACUACAGCUAAUGAAAAUUUAUUGCAACAACAGCUGCUACUCCAACAAAUGCAAUUGCAACAACAACAGCAGCAGAUACAAUCUAACAUGGGCAUUCAGAUGCAAGGUCAAGUACAAAUGCAAUUACAACAAAACCAAAUACCUCUUCAACCACAACAGCAAAUGCAACCUACUGCGCAACCAUCCCAACAACACAGUUUACAACCACAACCUGUUCAGUUAGUCCAACAACAACCGCUAAUGCAGCAACAAACUUCAGUUGUUCAACCCCAGCAAGCACAACAGUUGCAACAAGUGCCCCAAGUAUCUCAGCAACAAGUUCAGUAUCAACAACAACAGUAUCAGCAACAAUUGCAACAGCAGUAUCAACAGCAACAACAGCCAUAUCCCUCACAUGUUUCACAAAAUAUUAACCCUUCUUCAUCGCAAUGUUCUACACCGCAAACUGUACAAACACAACCACAAUUUCCUCAAGUGACUCAACAGAUACAACAGCAACAACAAAUUCAACAACAGCAACAGAUUCAACAACAACAAAUUCAACAGCAGCAACAGAUACAGCAGCAACAACAGAUACAGCAACAACAACAGAUACAGCAGCAACAACAGAUACAACAGCAGCAGCAACAGAUCCAUCAACAGCAACAACAGAUACAGCAGCAGCAACAGCAACAACAGAUCCAUCAACAGCAACAACAGUACAUACAAUUAAAUCAGAUGAACGUACCGCAACAGAUAAGUCAUCAAAUGCAAUCGCAAAUACAGCCGCAGCUACAAUCACAAAUCCAAAUUUUAUCCCAGCAACAGCAUGUGCAAAUGCAACAAACCCAGCAAGUGCAGUAUUCUCAACCACAGGUGCAGCAUGUGCAACAAGUGCCUGUGCAAAAUCAACAAUUUUAUCAGCAAAGUGCUACAGGAACUUCGGGGUAUACUACACAACCUAUAUACCAACAAAAUAUUUCUCAAUCAAUGUAUCAUCCAUACACCACUCCUAAUCCAGCUGGUCAUGUGGAAAUAUUAUCAACAAGUCAGCCUACCACUCAAAUUUAUUCCCAUACAAGCAUACCUGGAAGUGCAGCGCCACCAACUUCGCAGCCUUACAUUCAACAAUCAACAGGACAGGUCUCAGCUUCCGUACCAUCAAGUAUUAACAUUCAAAAUUCAUCGGCAGCAACAAUCAUACAGAGUGCAGCGACUGCUACGAUUCCAAAUAUUCAACCCACACCCACUAUUCUACCCAAUGGCGGGCAUCAAUCACAGCCUCAGCAAAAUGUCUUGGUCCAGAUGCAAUAUUCGCAACCUUCUAGUGUGCCCACAUCCGUAUCUAUGUCAUCUGGAAUGAGUGUCCCUGCACAGUCCACAACAACCACACAGCACCAGCAACAUUUUGUUCCGAGUACGGAUCAAAUCACUGCGGAUAGAUCUUCUUUACCCAAGCAGGAUACAAUGGACUCUGUACAAUCUUUACCAGUUGAUUUACCAUCUAAUGUUCAAGAUCAAGUGAAUUUAACUACUGCUAUAGGCCAAACAGCAGUAGCGAGCGAAGGAGUAACUCAAGAAAAUUCUGAAAACGUUUCUUCUGAAAGGAGCAGAGUGAAAAGGUCUGGUACAAAACGGAAGAAACCUGGUAUUAAGUUGACUGUUUUAUCAGUAAGCAGUAGCGAAGGUCAGUCAGUGACUGUUGAAUGUCAACUGGACACAAGCAAGCAGAAAACAGUGACAUUUAAAUUUGAUAGGGAUGAUAUGGUACCCACUGAUAUUGCUAACAAUUUGGUAGCUGAAAAUCUGUUACCCCAAUCUCAAUGUGAAACGUUCGUCGAAUUAAUAGAAGACAUCGUGAAACAGUUACGUCUGGAUCCCACAAGAGCUUUACCUUUGGUGGCACAUGGUCCUCCAGAUCAAUCAGCUGGUGGUAGCCCAGUUACUAGUCGGCGACCUAGAGAUCGUGACCACAGUCUUGAUACAGCUAAGCAGGUGAGACAUGGCUCGCUAACUCGUCAAAGCAGCCACCGAUCAUCGUACAAAGUCCAUCGUAGACACCGUUCGAGAGACGAAACAUCCAACACUUCUACACCAACGAAAUUGUUGCCGAUUGAUCAGAUUAUUUCUCACAUCACUGGUGGCACCACAGAGAAGCAGCAAAGUGUUCAAACACCUGACAGCCAAGUGGGACUUGAAAACACAUCGGCUGAAGCAUCCAGACGAUCAUCUACCUCCACGCAGAACACAGAUACAUUGACGCCAACUAAUUUACCAAGUGACCCAACUGAUACUCAAGAAACAUUGGUUAAUGUAACCAACUUAGAAGCAGGAUUAGAGCUGCAUAAUGUAUCCAAUGAGGAUAAAUUUUAUCAUUGCACCACAACAUAUACUCAAAGUUCAGUACACGAUACAGCAAUUGGAAACCAAGGAAGCGAGAUGGCAAAAGAAUCUGGGGCUCAAGACGUAACUGAUCUUCAAGAAAGAGAAGCGAACAAAGAAAUACAAGUUGAUACAGUUACAGAGGUAGCUACGCUAACUGCGCCACCUCCAAUUAGAAAAAUCUCUCGGUUUUUAGUUAGUCCUGUAGUCGAACAAAAAAUUCUCACUAUCGAAGACGAAGAAUCCAGCGUAGAAAGUACUGAGAAAGCUAAUAUUUUGGCAACACAAUCAAAUUUAGUAUCUCAAAUUAGUGUAACCGAUGAAGGACAGGCAAAGCAUGACGAAUUAGAGGUAAAUGUAUUAGAAACGCAAGCUGCUGUUCUUGAAAAACCCAGCGUUGAAACUCUUAUACAGAAUACUCAGUAUGUCCCAGAGCAAGUAGAUGCAGUUCAAACGUUACAAUUGGGGCAACAAACAAUCGGUCUGCAGAACACUAUGCAAGGACAAGCAAUGUCAGCUAUGCUACAGAUACAGCCAAACAUUAAUACUAUACAAUCUAGUCCACAUAAUGUGAUCUUACCAGGAUCAACGAUAACACAUCAAUUGCCGCAACAGAUGCAAUCUGUACCUCAGAACAUUAUGGUUACAGUCCAAAAAGAUUUGCAAACACAAACACAAAUUCCUCCCAACAAUGUUAACAUGCAAGGACAAUACCAAAAUCAACCUUUGCAAUGCAAUGUCUUAUUGCAACAGCAACAAAUUCCUAUGCAACACAAUUUAACGCAGAUGCAUGUACAACCUGAACUUCAGCAUCAAGGACAAAUUCAAACUCAACGACCAAUGCAACAAUUCCAUUCUCAACAAAUACCGCAACAGUAUGUGAUACUUUCUGGGCCAAUACAACAGUUGCAACCAGCAGCGAUCGUGGACGAAAGGAAUCGUAGAAUAUCAAAUAUUUCUACUGCUUCAAAUAUGUCCACCGAUUCGCAAAUGUCUGAAAUAGUCAAUCUCACAGACGAUAAAAAGCAACCUAUGGUUGUACCUAGUUCAUCUGUGCACCAUAUGCAGCAUGCUCAACUUAUAGCUCAACCAGAAGGACAGAACGUUGCAACUUUAUCGCAAACUGUACUGGAACCAACGCAACAAUUACAAGGAACUCCUCAAAAUAUAAUGAACGUUCCAACAAAUGCAUCCGUACCCGUUUCAGUUCCUGUUCAACAAGUGAUUGCUACAGAAGUUGCUCCUAAAGUGAUAGUUAAGACAAAAGAAGUGUCCUCAACUCUCCCAGACUUGGCACAAAAUUUAGCGAAUAUACUUUCAAAUCCAAAAUCGAAAUCUGCAACUCCUCACGGUGUAACCAGCCAUGAGCAAAAUCCAAUUACAAACAUCCCAGCAGCUACGGUAUUCGAUAAUAAAUCCACUCUCCAAUCAGAACAGUAUUUCCAGCCUAUUCAACCGGAGGCGAGUCAGAUUCAAAUACCGUCACAGGUACAACACAAUUAUCAACCGAAUAUAGUGCAACCAGGAAUUUCACAAACGUUCCAACAAGUCACACAGCAAUCUCAGCAAACGCAGAUAACUUUGCAACAGACGAUGCAAUUGAAUCCAACGCAACAAAUGGAUCCUCAGCUUCAAAUUAUGCCACAAAAUUUUCAGGGGGUUCAAACUAUGCUGCAAGGCAAAUGGAUCGCUACCCCGAAUCAGAAUAUUAUGCAACAGACUGGGCUAAUAAGACAUCCUCAGCAGACUCAGCAACAGUUGCAACAGACUAUACCUGUGCAACAACCAAUUUUGCAAGAUACUCAAAAUGUGGAAAAUUUUGUUCAAACUGAUCAGUCUCAGCUCCACUUGAAGCUUCAGGAGCAACAAAUUCUAGGCAAAACGUCAGAAAUGGAGACACAGGAAUCGAUCACAUCAACUGGGCGCAUCAGUACUGAAUGUCAUCUGUUAUCGGAAGCUGAGAAUUCUAGCCACGAUGUAACUCCUGAACACACAAUCGUUGAAUCUGUAGAUUCAACAUUGUUUGCACAAAACCAGGCAUUGCAACAACAGCAGCAACAGCACAGGAAACUGAGUCAACAAAAUUCUUUGGAUAAAGUCCCAGAUGCAGUGGUUGGAACAGCUGGUCUGGGUGGACCAGGUCCACAAACGAUAGCAGAUCUUCAUCAGAAACUUGUGCAGCUAACAAGUCAGCCAUCCGAAGCACUCAACGUAGGAACUCCACCUAUUAGUUAUCCAGCUACACCUCAUAACCAUCAAAUAGUAGGUGGAUAUGACGCAUAUAUAAACUCCUUGCAACAAAAGUUGGUUAACAUUGGUAUGCCAAUUUCAACGACACAUGGCGUGGGUCCUCCAUCACCUCAGACAGCAAUACAAUCUUCCACUUCCUUGACCGACCCAAAUGUUCCCACAAACGUCGAAGCUUUAGCUCUAAUUCAAGAUAGUUCCAUCCACCCACUUGCUUUGUCACAAACUCAUGUAGAUUGCUCUUUGGAUAGUCCAACACCAGGAGCAGGUGCUACAGGAUCAGAAACCAUGAGUCCUAGCAAAGAAAGCAUAAAAGUUCGAGCCCAAAGACCCGGAUCUCGUCUCCAAGAAUUGGAACAGGAGUUGGCAAAGAUUCAUCACAGAGGCUCGGUACUUUCGACAGCUUCUCCACAACCGUUGUUACAGUCUACUCAAAGUUUAUUGACCACCGUCCCAUCCACAUCAACUGUGCCAGUUGCUAAUAUUACUCCUAGUGUCAAUACAUCACGCUCUGACACAAACACCCCAGUGCAAAUAGAACCACAGGAAUCUGUAACGGAGAAGGUUAGUACAACGCAACCUGUUAGAAAAAUAUCAAGGUUCGUCGUUUCCAAGGUCGCAGGUCCUCCUAACAAUGCUACUGGACCAAACCAGCAAUCAUAUGCAGAGGAUCCAAAGGUUUACCAUGUGGAGGAAAACCAAGGUACACCAGUUCAAGUGAUUCAUAGUCGUGAAGGUUCUAUUCCACCUACGCAAUCUAUCCAGCCUACUGUUAGUGGUCCUACAAUGGAACAAACGGAGAAAGAUGAAAGAUUUUGGACGUUAACGCCAAGCGAGGAAUAUCAAUUACUCAUAAAAAAACAAACUAUGGAGCUAGAGACGCUGCAAAGAAGACACAGGGAAGAAUUAGAACGUUUCCAGCAACACCAGCUGCAGCUGUUGAUCCAGCAACAACAACAAGCGAGUGCGUUGCAUCAGCAUCACCAUCAGCAUCACCCUAUGCUUUAUCACACUGUCGCGACUAGCUUGGCUGGACAAACUAGACUUCCAAGUACAGAAGACUACUUAAUGUUUAAUACAACGCCCCAAACUCCAUUACAAAAAGCUCCAAGUAAUUAUCCAGACACGGACGAAACGUUACGGUUAGCUAUGCAAAAAUUGAAACAAACUCCUUUGCAACUACAACCACAGCAGGCAACGGCUGGAAUACCGCACGCUUACGUUAUUCCGAUUCCAGUAGUGCCUUCUGAAACUAUGCAGAACAUACCCUCUCAGCAAUCUAGUAGUUACACAAGUGAUAUCGCUGAAUCGUACGACUCUGCGCAUAGUUCCCUUAUAAAUUCGGCCCAAUAUCAGUUCGCGCCUAUAUUACCGGACGGGACGAAUAUCGCUGUGUCCUCCACUGGAUCGUUAGUCACGCCUAUUCCAAUAUCGAGUUCAACAGGUAGCGGUGGUUACAUUCAAUAUCACGAAAACCAAACGUUACCAAAUUUCCAAACAUUCAGCUGUACACCACACGGCGGUUUCUUUUUGCCAGCUGGUUACAGACUGAUAUACGCUCCUCAGCCAGCGUCUCAGUCCCAGCCAGCUACACCGGCAACUCCGCAUAUAGGGAAUUCUCAUGACGGUACGCCGCCGGCGGAACCGUUACACACAAAUACUGAUAAUUCAGCUGCCCCUCCUUCUCACACCGAUCAAUAACGUAAUUUCAAGCAAGCUAUAUUAUUCUCUAUUUUUUCAAUUUAUUCGUUCUUGUAAUGCAGUAACACCCCCAAACUUCUAGCCUAAGCUAAUCAAACGUAUUUCAUUUAGAAAACACGUCCGAUCUAAAAUACUUGCUAAAGAAAGGAAGCAUGUAUACUGUAGAUGUUCUGCAUUUAUAGUACUAUUGUUCGUCCAAAACUCUGAACAGAGAAGCGUUUAAUGAAAUUUAAUGAGAUUUUUGUUUUCUGUAGAUUACAAUGAAGCCUUUAAAAACAUAAAGAAUUAGUACAUAAGUAUUUAUAUUUGCAUAAAUUUCUGCAGUGUACUUAUUGUUAUAAUUAAAAAUUUAAAAAUUACGUCUCCGCAUUCAAAAUAUUUCUUAUUUUUUGGAGUGCGUGUUACUUUAUACUGAACAUUAAAAGAAACGUCAAUGUAUGAGUUUGAGCGUUUAAAAAGUUUAUAAGUUUGGGGAUGUUCCUAUAGAUUCUUAAUUUAAACUUGUUGCCCCUUGUCCACUAGUAUGAGAAAUCAUGCAUUACUAUUACAAUUGUUAUAUUAUAAUAUAGUUUUGCUAAAUACGUAUAUUGCUACCCUCGUCCUUGUUGGAUGUUGUGUAUGCAGAGGGAGGCUCGAAUGAAAGUAUUUAGGAUGUUCUCCGAUGGUAAUGUAACAUCCGUGCGUUAAUCGUUAAAAUAUUCUCAUUGUGUACACGCGAGCACGAUAUUGAUAUUCGAUGAGUGCCUCGCAGCAGAUGUGAGAUAUAGGCUCGUACACAGAGAAUAUUUUAAAUGGAUCCAAUUAUCUGGACGGACGUGAGCAAAAAAGACGAAAGAGAAAAAUAAAAGAAAAGAAUCACAGAUUGGAAGCUGAGGAUAGAGGCCUUUACCUGUACUGUGCUUACAUAGCGAAUAUCCUUGUUUAGUGAGAAAUGCUUAUAUUAAAAGAAGACCCUUUCUGCUCCGAAUUCUUUAUUAGGCACAGUCCACAUUAGUACAGGCCUCAGCUAGUCUUAACGAUCGAAAUGGCGUAUCUUCGCCAUUCUGCUCGAUGUAUAUGUAUAACUGUUAAUGUAUACUGGAUGCUUUGGAGAAAGAGUGUAUGUUCAUGUGUGCAUGUAUGUGACUGUGCAGGAGUCAGACAGAGAAGAAAUAUGAUUAAUAUAGUCACUGUUAUGCUUUAAUGUAUUUCUAGCGAUUUUACCUACUUCUAUUAAAACGAAAAAGUCAUGUGUUACUAGUUAGCAGUCCCAUGUAUCUUGUCUAAUAUUACAUCGAUUUCUAUCUUUUUUUUUUUAGACUCUAUUAUCAAUAUUUUUUUAUUGUCACAUAUUUAAUUUUACGGAAGUUCCGUGUUAUUUUCGCUUCAAAUUGGCGCAUUUCGUUUGGAAAAUCGAUUCCAGAGAUACGUGGCACAAUCCAUUCCUUUCGAAUUUUAAUUUUUAGAAAAUUUAUUGUUCAAUGGUUUCAUUUUGAAUUAUUAAAAUCAUAUCUAAAAAAGAAUUUAAUGGUAAUCGAUCCUAGAUAUUGAGAAUCCAAUUAGAGAAAAAAGGAAAUGAAAAUGCUGAAUAGGAAUAAUGAUGUAGGUAUCAAAUUCGUAACACGUUUUCAAAAACAAAAUAUCAAAAGGGAAGAUGAUAUAACACUUGGAUCACCAGCCAGGAAACAUUUUGACUUUUCAUCUGUGCUAUCACAUAUUGCAUUUUGCAAUAUAGUUAAGAAUAGCUUGUUUGUAUAACUACAAAUAUUACCACUGUUUAUCGAUGAUUAUGAUGUUAUCUUUAUUUCGUUCAAAAUAUGUGCAGUUCGCGCCGCUUUUAAUGUUGCGAGUUACUACUGCUUCUUGCAUGAAUUUAUUAUUGUCAGUAUUAUACUAUUGUACUAUUUUUUCGAACUAAACAUGAAUCUGUUCCGACGAUCUCCUACAAUUACUACAUACAGGUCAUACUGAAUUUCAUAAAUUUCAAUCAGUUCUUUUCAUACAUGCCUUACUUUCACACGUUCAGCAUACUAUUAAUUUUACUAUUGCGUUUCGAAUCGUUCUUGCUUUUUUAUCUUAAAAGACAAAAUAUAUAUAUAACAUGAUCCACCUGGUAAUAAAUUCAUGUGGCUGUUGAACGAAACAUUGUAAUAGAUAAUUGUAUGUAUUUCUUUCAGAAAUACAUUGCAAUUAAUCUUAUACGGUUACUUUUAAAUAAAUUUAUUAGAUAAUACUCAAAGAGAAUGCGUAACUUGUAAUACUUAAUGUACAUAUGUUCAUUUACUGUUAGGUGGAUUGGCUUUUGAACAAAGAAUGCAGUUUCUAUGUUCGAUCGUAAAUAAAACCUGACUAUCU